GGCUCCCGUCUAUAUCUUACUACUUCACCAUGCUACAUAGAAAUAAGAAGACAUAUAUUCAGAUUUGUUGCACCAGAGUCGCUGCUCUAUCAAACUCACAACGAUCUGAGCUUAAUGUGGAACCUGGGAGUGUUCAUGUGGCAGAUCUGCACUGACUGUCGCCAUGUUCCCUUCUUCCAGCACCGUAACCGGCAGUCAUUCCUUGAAGCGAUUUUCUCGUAUGAUCUCGUACUGAUGGAUAGUGACAAGAAUUCCUCCUCUGAUGAAUUGGAACUGUUGAACAGUGAAAUGAAGGUGCCGCAAUGUAUAAGGAAUUCCUCCUCUGAUGAAUUGGAACAGUUGAACAGUGAAAUGAAGGUGCCGCAAUGUAUAAGGUCCGAGCCGUCUGACGAUGAUCAGUCUCAACGACAGAAGGCGACAUCGGGUCGCCGAGGCCGACACUGGAUACAAGAAAUCAUUCGGUACACGAUUUACAAGCGCGAUUGCGCGAUUUACUCAAUGAUUAUGAAUGCAACC
This is a messenger RNA of Ostertagia ostertagi, 516 nucleotides long. The record is from the annotation of a GenBank genome assembly. NCBI's taxonomy places the organism in Eukaryota, Metazoa, Nematoda, Chromadorea, Rhabditida, Trichostrongylidae.